This is a messenger RNA of Prosopis cineraria, 971 nucleotides long. Its product is annotated as transcription factor MYBS3-like. Bases 53 to 844 code for a protein of 263 amino acids. The transcript is spliced from 3 exons. Gene Ontology annotation, molecular function: DNA binding. Gene Ontology annotation, biological process: response to gibberellin; response to auxin; response to ethylene. NCBI's taxonomy places the organism in Eukaryota, Viridiplantae, Streptophyta, Magnoliopsida, Fabales, Fabaceae. The record is from RefSeq and is a predicted model, not a curated record.
CUCGAUAGAGAUUUGUGCGACUCCUUUGUCCCCUUCUGAGUAGAUCAUCGGAAUGGGCAGGAAAUGCUCGUACUGUGGAAACCUGGGUCACAAUUCGAGGACUUGUAAUAUUAUUCAGAGAGGUGGCCUUGAUGGUGUUGGUGGUGGCCUCAAGAUCUUCGGGGUGCAAUUAUUUGAUCCUCUUCCUCCUCUUCCUUCUUCUUCACCUACUAGUUACGGUCAUGGCAUGAAAGGAAGUUUCAGCUUGGACUGCUUGCCGUCUUCCCAGAACGCCUUCAUGCCUACCACUUCUCCCUCCUCCUCCUCCUGCUCCUCACGUUCUCUGCUUGAACUCAACGACAAUUCAGAUCAUAAAAUGUCUGAUUCUUAUCUAGCCGGAACCCUAAGGAAGAAUAAAGGAGUGCCAUGGACGGAGGAGGAGCACCGGAUAUUUCUGACAGGGCUGAAGAAGCUGGGGAAGGGUGACUGGAGAGGCAUCUCUAAGAACUUUGUGACAACAAGAACACCAACCCAAGUGGCCAGUCAUGCACAGAAAUAUUUCCUCCGUCAGAAUCACGCCAAGAAAAGAAAGCGCUAUCAAACCCUCCUUCAUGUGGUGGGGGGACAGAAUAAUAACACAGUGAAAGCAGUAACAAAUUCUUGCUCAGCUGUUGGUGCUUCUGAGACUAUGAACAUGGAUGUCGGUUGCAGCAGCCACAGCAAUAGCACAAGGAUGUGUCUCUCACGGUGGCUUUCAAGUUAUCAUUCAGUGCUUAAUUGGGCUGCCUCUUCACCAAAGUGCGCUACUUUUCAAGGCUUAGAACCUGAUUUAGAACUCAAACUAGCGACUCCGCGCCUUCUUUAAGUUUAAUUAAGUUGACGUGUAAUAGUACAUGGACUAAGCAUAAUGUUACGAGAUUGUAAUUCUUGUUCUGCUACGUGUGCAUAUGUAUUAUCAUUAACUUUAAGCAUUAUGCAUAUUUUAAUUUCUA